Molecule: messenger RNA, 636 nt
Organism: Peromyscus leucopus (white-footed mouse)
Lineage: Eukaryota; Metazoa; Chordata; Mammalia; Rodentia; Cricetidae
Product: platelet factor 4-like
Exons: 3
Coding region: 184-501 (105 amino acids)
Biological process (GO): antimicrobial humoral immune response mediated by antimicrobial peptide; chemokine-mediated signaling pathway; cellular response to lipopolysaccharide
Cellular component (GO): extracellular region
Molecular function (GO): chemokine activity; CXCR chemokine receptor binding
Source: RefSeq, a predicted model, not a curated record
UGCUCCCCCAAGGGUCAUUGCUUCCGCAGGGCAGUUCCUCAUCCUGUAUCCCAGGUUUCCGGGCUGGGCUGGCAGAGGAGAUAAAACGUGCCUGGAAAGUACCAGGAACCACUGGCCUGUGCUUAGAGCCCCAGGCCCCAAUUACUCUGUGCUAGUCCUUGGAUCCAGUGCCAGCUUCUUGAUAUGAGCGUCGCUGUGGUGUUUCGAGGCCCCCGGCCUAACCCUGGGCUGCUGCUUCUGGGCCUGUUGUUUCUGCCAGCCGUGAUUGCCUUCACCAGCGCUAGUCCUGAAGAAGAUGCUAGAGAUCUUAACUGUGUGUGUGCGAAGACCAUCUCCUCUGGGAUCCACCUUAAGCAUAUCACUACCCUGGAGGUGAUCAAGGCAGGACGCCACUGUGAAGUUCCCCAGCUCAUAGCCACUCUGAAGAAUGGGAGGAAAAUUUGCCUGGACCGACAAGCACCCAUUUUAAAGAAAGUAAUGAAGAAACUCCUGGAGAGUUAGGUGCUAGCUGCCUAAAUCUGCAAUGUGUUAUAUGGGAUACUGGAGUUUUGUCUACUUUCAAUCUAACUGCAGUCUUCCAAUGUUUAUAUUAUCCUUUGAGACUUAAAUAAAUGCAUUGAACCAAGUUGUCAUAAA